Messenger RNA from Oryza brachyantha (malo sina), 1745 nucleotides. Its product is annotated as protein IQ-DOMAIN 1. The transcript has 5 exons. The coding region runs from base 139 to 1413 and encodes 424 amino acids. Lineage: Eukaryota; Viridiplantae; Streptophyta; Magnoliopsida; Poales; Poaceae. The record is from RefSeq and is a predicted model, not a curated record. Gene Ontology annotation, molecular function: protein binding.
GUGGAGUGAGAGGCAGAAGCUCAGCUCGGCCUGCCCAUGGCGAUGCCAACAUCGCCGCCGGCGUCCCGCACUUGGACGUAAAAGCCAGCGAGUUGAUAGAGAGACAGAGAAGGUAGCUCUGUUCCGGCGACGGCGGGCAUGGGCCUCGCCGGCGGCAUCGUCCGGCGAGUCUUCUCCAAGAGCCCCUGCGGCGGCCGCGGUUGCCACAAUGACAAGGGCGCUGCUGAUCACAAGAGGAGGUGGAGCUCUCUCCGGCUGUACCUCUGCGGAGACGAGAUCACGGCGGCCGCCGAGGACGAGAACGACGACGACGAUGACGGGACGGUCUCUGUCAAGAGCUUCCAGAGCUGCGCAAUGCCGCAAAAGCCGCAUGCGGCGGCGGCGGCGGAUGACGUGGACGGCGCCGACGACGCCGAGGGUCACCCUAAAGAGCAGGGGAGCAUCAGCGCUCCCGUGAAAGAAACCUCGCCGGCGAUCGAACCGGCCACUGCCAGCCGACACGAAGCGGCGACGCUGAUCCAAUCCGCGUUCAGGGGAUUCAUGGUGAGGAGGCAGUUGCAGGAGCUCAAAAAAUCUUCAGAAAACGGCAGCUGCGCCGACGAGCCAAGGAGCCCCACGUCGGCGUCCAUUGCGGCGUCAGUGGAGGUCCAGGUCGGCGAGUCGGUGAGCAACCUCCGGCUCAGCGAUGACAGCGCCGCCGCCGCCGCAGCCGCGUCGGCGCAGCACCGGGGCAGCCAGCGGUCGCGGCCGCAGGCGUUCAGAGUGAAGGAGGAGUGGGACGACAGCACGGUGAGCUCGAACGUGUCGAGGAUGCGCAUGCAGAGCAGGAUCGAGGCGACGACGCGGCGGGAGCGGGCGCUGGCCUACGCCUUCUCGCAGCAGCUGCGGAGCUGUGGUGGCGGCGGGGCCGCCGGCGGCGGCGCCGGGACGAAGAAGCGGGUGGCGCGCUCCGACCAGGCGGAGUUCAACGUUGGGUGGAGCUGGCUGGAGCGGUGGAUGGCGACGCGGCAGGCGUCGGAGGCCUCGGCCGACGACUGCAUGAGCAAGAACGCGGCGGAGUCCGUGGGGUCGGCGGCGGCCGGGCGGCGGGUGAUCGUGGUGAGGCGGCGGCACGACCUCGCCGGCGGCGAGGAGAAGGAGAGCUGCGGAUCCAACGACGUGUCCGUCGUCAGCUUCGACGGCUCCAGCGGCAGCCUCAGCUGCUACAAGCCGGGCAGCAAGAGCCGCCUCCGGGGCGGCGGCCGGAGCCUGCCUCGCCGGAAGGUGGCGUCCUCCGACCACCGCCUCCACGCAAGAUCACACAAGGUGAGCAAGAAGGUGCACCGGCGAGAUCAGGAGCAGGAACAGCAGCAGCAGAGGGAUCAAGCCGCGGCGGAGGCCUACGACGGCAACCAACCACCGACGGAUUACUGAGAAGAACACCACCAGAAAAACUGAUGGAGGAGCAGAUCGAUGAUGUACAUAACAUAGCUUUCUCCAAUUUGCAUGGACACUCCACCGAACCGUGUGCUUGUGUUGUUUGCAGUAAAAUUGCUAUGAACUUUGCCCUUUCUUCUUGUUUUGAUUACUUGGUUUAGUUGAUUGUCCACCUAAACCGAUGAAGUGAAUGGUGAUUUAGUGUGGAGAUCCAAAGGACUAUCAAGUGUUCAGCUGCAGUUGUCUAUAUGUUGUGUCGGUAGCGUAAAUUGUUAGUGUUUAAAUAAAGUACGCAAUUGGCCUACAUCAUACCAAAAAUUUGAAGUUUU